Molecule: messenger RNA, 3927 nt
Organism: Mesocestoides corti
Lineage: Eukaryota; Metazoa; Platyhelminthes; Cestoda; Cyclophyllidea; Mesocestoididae
Source: the annotation of a GenBank genome assembly
AUGGAUGAUGUUAAAGCAAAUAAUGCAGGAUCGGAACACGCCGGCCAUACUGGUAAUUACAAGGAUCAGGCUAUCGCACACUUUAUCCAACAAAUCCCGAGUGAAACCCUCCAUUUCUUGAACAUAAAUAAAAUCUAUGGGAAGUUUAGAGGAGGCAAACCCACCCUGUCUUGCCAUGCUUGCAAUCUCCAAUUUAAGUCAACUCCCCAGGCUCUUCAGCAUGCUCAGCAAACAUCCCACAGAGAUGUCCUAAGGGCUAGCCUUUUAAGUGACUUACUAAAGCAUCUUCCUCCAAUAACAGAAGCUCAUCGCAUUGCCCUUAACGAAGUUCUAGAAGAACGAUCUUCUAAGCUUUUGCUUGACCAAAAUGAACUUAACCGACGCCGUGAAUUUGCCCACUCUGUCUGUGUAGCCUUAGAAUUCCGCAUUAAAGGAUUAAGAAUGAGUGUGAUUGGCAGCACAGUGUCGGGGCUUGCUUCUGUCGACAGCGACGUUAAUCUGGAUGCCUUCAUGGACUCCGUAGACAGGACCUCGGACAUGGGUCCGAAAUCGGAAGUUCCCAGUUUUGUGGAUCCUUAUAAGAAGGGCUUCAAUUCCGUUUUGCCCGAGAUCUAUGAUCUACUCAAAGCCAACGUAAUUCCUGACGAUACACCGGAAGACCAAUCAAAGCAAGGUGGUGAUUCAUCUGUGGUUAUGCCGCAGAACCACGAUCCCGACCUUCCUCCUUUCCCCGCCAUUCAUAGAGUGACUAGAUGUUAUCGUUCAGAACAAUUUUAUGUGUCAUUCUGCGACUCAGAAUCGGUCUUUUACCGCGUUACUGUUGGCAAUCCUGAAGGCCACCACUUCGCAACUCUUAUUUCUACUUACUUAUCCGUCGAUGACCGAGCCCAGCGCUUGAUGAUUCUCGUGGUGAAGUUCGCUAAGAUGGCCCACCUCACUGAUCCACAAAGGCACACCUUCCAGUCGCCGGUGCUACCCCUUUUAGUAAUUUUCUUUCUUCAACACACCACACCACCAAUUUUACCUAAUCUGCAUGAAAUAGUUCGUCGUCAUCGCGAUGUCUUGCCUCCGAAUUCCAUCGAAACGGUUUUGACAGAGGAGGGUGAUUUCUCCUUCUUGAAGGAUCUAUCUUUACUCCCCCAAUUCUUUCCAUCAACGAUAGGCAAUGCAUCAGACCCCUUCUACCCCAGCAUGUCAAUGACAAGAAAUUUAAUGCCCUCCACCUCUCAAUACAUUCGCCACCAAUUCUUGGCCUGCUAUUCGUACUUUGGUGUGCCCCGCCUCGCUAAAAACGGUCGACCACUCUUUAUCAAGGUUGAGGUUCAGAUUAUCGAUAAAGAUGAGCCUCAGGAGGAGGAUGGCCACAAACAAGUGAAACCCAUCAAUUGUACCAAACAAGAAGCAGGGAAUACCGCCACUCAUAAAGUACUUCUACUCAAUUCCCUUGACCCUUCCAACAAAUUUGAGUCACAGCUAAAUAAGGUUACGGCAUUGUUUGCGGAAAUUUUCGCUACCAAAGCAAUCAUGCAGUCGCCCUUGCAACACAACAGUGACGAUCAGUACACGGUAAAGGAACCUCCGAAGUAUGCUGAGCUCAGUGAGCUCUUGCCACACACCAUGAAGUUAGCCUUCAGUGAGAUUUGCCAGCCCGGCUACGUCGAAUAUGUUGCGCAUGCCUGUUUGGCAAAGGCGCGCAAUCAACUUCGCAACGACUUAUGCCUUUACAGCCAACUUGAUUUAGCUCAAAUGACAAUUUUAAUCCGAAACUUCUGCUUAUGUCUGUGGCAGUCUAUUUGCUCCAAAUUCCAGGAAAAGGGCCUCAGUACUACGACUGCAAAGCGGCUGGCUCGUUUCGGCGUGCAGGCUCUUCGUUCGACACUUCAAACUCUUAAAUACAUACUGCGCAGCAAAGAUCAGCCACGAGCCCCACCGCUCACAUCCUCAUCUAAGGACCAGUCGGAAGCCCACGAGCAAGAGCACACUUUAACCCCUCCACAUACCCCUCGAGAGAAAAAGUUGGAGUGUGUCGGAGACGUUGAGCACAAGUCGGAGGACGCCAUUCAAGAGUGUCCUUACGAUGACAACGAGUAUGGUGGCCUGGUGUCUUAUAAGGCUUCUCACGUUGAUGACGAUUUCAGCAUGGAUGAUAAGACUCCCGACACAGUCCUCUCGGACCUCAAUGAUUCUACCAACGUUGAAGAGGAUGAGUCGGUUCCCAACAACGAUACCGGUUGUGUUGAAAGCCGUGUUGAGGAGCCUUCCACCACUCUGAAUCUGUCGUGUUCACCUGGGCUGAGAAAGGAAGCGAUAAUUGAUUCGGACUCACCAGGUUACUACAACUCCAAGGUUUCGGAAAGUUUGCGUCCUGAAGAUUAUUCAUUUCCUUUCGUGAGCAAUGGUUUCAGGAGUCCUGGAAAGUUCAAAGUAGCCGCCUCGGUUCUCGGCCUGGCUUUCUGGAAUGAACCGUCUACAAUGCUUGCUUAUCACUCAUUGCCCGCACCAGUUUGCCUGCUCUGCGGUAACUCGGGUCACGAAAGUCAUAGGUGUGACUCGAAACCAAAUCAGUCCAUCUCUUUAGAUGUCUGGAGGAAGUUAGCAAAGGAUGUACCCAGCGUGAUUAGUGCCGAGCACCUUCAAGAACUGUCUGAUUGCCUUCAACAGCUUUCUUCAUAUCAUGCAUCCAAUGAGAUUAAUCAAGUUCGAGAGAAAUUUGUUGGUGACCUAAACGAUCUCUUUCGGCUUGAAUAUCCGACUGUUUCCUUGAAGUUGUUCGGUUCUUGUGCCAAUGGCUUCGAGACCACCACGAGCGACAUGGAUAUCUGCGUUUUCUUCCCAGCAAAUUCAUCGGAAGCCUUAUCGCUGUCAGAUCCAAAAGAAAGGCUUAACAUGAUUAAGUCAUUCAAGCGAAUCCUGAACCAAGGGGCACGUGGUUUGAAAAUUACAAACAUUUUACCCAUCCUCUCUGCAAAGGUGCCAAUAAUCAAGUUCAGGGUUGAAGGUCUUGGCGAAGCUGAUCUUAGCUUCUCUAACUACUUGGCAAUCACCAACACAUCAAUGCUGCGCUUCUACAACCAAAUUGAUCCGCGUCUUCGAGUUUUAAAUAUUGCCCUCAAAGUCAUUCUCAGGACGUGUAAUGUGGCAAAGUCUUCCUCAGGAGGAAUUUCGUCAUAUGCGUUUGCCAUAAUGAUGAUACAUUACCUUCAGCAAAUUGAUUUCCUGCCAGUUCUUCAAGAGGCAAGUUUCGCGCGCAAGCUGUGGCACCCUCCUUCAAAGGACGUUUCUGUUGCUGAACUCUGGUUAGGUUUCUUGCGUUACUAUCUCUUUGAUUUUGAUCGGGAACGUUAUGUUGUAACUAUCAACCAAAAACCCAAGCUAGAACGCUUCGCCAAAUUGUGGAACUCGCUUCUCGCGGUCGAGGUUCUCAACCAUGUUCUGAACUCGUUCUACAAAGUCCUAGUGUGCCACAGCACAUUGCUGCGGGGUAAUAUGGUUCUCAAUUCUUGGCGAUACUUGCUCUUUUCACCUGAGAAGUAUAACGCAGAAGGCUCCGGUGUCAGAACCAAGGCUAAGGGAACACCCCAGGCUUCGUCAAGUGAGAAGGAGAAGAAACUUCCUCUCCAGUCGACAGCUACUCCACCCUCCUCCGUGUCGGCUGGCCGUCCUAUCGGCCAGCAGCAGGCAGCACCUAUUUAUAGACGUGGAGGGUUUUCUCGCGGCAGCUCCAAGCGUGGUCGUGGCGCUGCCACCGCAUUUGCAACCCCCACCCAACCUCAACCGUAUUCCCAGCGAAGACCUCAGGAGGCUGCUAGACUGCCUCGAAGUGACGAUGCCCCCCACAAUGGUGUAGGUGGCCCCUUCCGCAGGGGUGUUGGUGAUCGUGGCCGUGUGAACAGUGGUUUCCGAGCCCGCGGUCGACGUCCACGUUGA